Molecule: messenger RNA, 576 nt
Organism: Vespula pensylvanica (western yellowjacket)
Lineage: Eukaryota; Metazoa; Arthropoda; Insecta; Hymenoptera; Vespidae
Gene: mtSSB
Product: single-stranded DNA-binding protein, mitochondrial
Exons: 4
Coding region: 130-552 (140 amino acids)
Biological process (GO): mitochondrial DNA replication; positive regulation of helicase activity
Cellular component (GO): mitochondrial nucleoid
Molecular function (GO): single-stranded DNA binding
Source: RefSeq, a predicted model, not a curated record
UAUGUGUGUGUGUAUAUAUAUGUACUUGGAAAACGUUCAUGAUAAAACUCUUUAAACUUUAGGUCGGUUAAUAGUUACAAAUUUUGUUUUAUAUUUUGGAAAACAAAAUCGGUGUUAACAAUCGUCAUCAUGUUUCAUAAAGUUAUAUCACGUGUGUGUAAUCGAACAAAUCAAUUAAACAAUACACGUUUUUUUUCACAAAAAAUUGAAGCGAAUAGUAUAGAAAAAACUAUUAAUCAAAUAACAUUACUUGGAAGAGUUGGUGGAGCUCCACAAGAACGCGGAACUGAAAAACACCCUGUAGUGAUUUUCUCUCUAGCAACUCAUUUCAAUUAUAAAUAUGAAAAUGGUGAAUAUCUACAAAAAACAGAUUGGCACAGGAUAUGUGUUUUUAAACCUAAUCUUAGAGAAAGUAUAUCUAAUUACAUGAAGAAAGGACAACGUGUAUUAGUAAAUGGAAGAUUAAGUUAUGGCGAAUUCAAAGAUGAUGAAGGAAAUACAAGAAUAUCUACAGCCGUUAUAGCAGAUGAAGUCAUCUUUUUCCAAUACUAAUAAUAAAGUAAAAUAUUUCUUUAA